AUGCUCAAAACAGAAUUGAUUGAUUCUAAUAAAUGUUCUCCAUCAAAUGUAAUAAAAGAUAUUUUAAAUAUCAUUCCAUAUAAUAAUCGCUAUAUAAAGUCAUAUUUAUCUCUUGCCAAACUCAUCUCUGAUGAAUAUCAUGUGAAAGAGAUCAAAAAUAUUCCAAUGAUUUCUAACUUCUUUUUUUAUAAAGAGUAUGGAAUUAAAUUAGACAAUUCCUAUGAUUUCGAAAAAAUUAAUUUUGGAAAUCUCGAUAUUCAUAUAGGAAAUACAAUUUACAGAGCAAUUAUGAAUAAUGACAAAGAAGUGUUCAUCGUGUUCACGGAAAGAGAUGAAUUUGAUGAAGAUCAAAAACUUGAAAGCAAAUUAUAUCCAUUUUCUGGUGAAAGAUAUUCAUUACUUGAAUUAUGUUGUUACCACGGAGCAGUUGAUUGUUUCAAGUUAUUAAUAACAAAAUUUAAUUCAGAAAUAACUGAAAAAUGUCUACAAUUUUCAUUUUUAGGAGGAAAUCCAGAGAUCAUGAGCGAAUGUCUGAAAUAUCAUAAACCAAAUAAAGAAUGCAUGCAUUAUGCAAUUAUUUCACACAACAUUGAUUUUGUUACAUUCUUGAUGAAUGAAUACAAUUUAGGGAUAGAUUUAGAAGAUUGUGGACUUCAAAACAAUCUUGAAUCAUUUUUAGUAUAUUUCGAUCAAACAAAUGAUAUUAAUCGAUGCUUUUUUUACUCAACAAUAUUUGAUAUACCAUCCCUUUGCGAAUAUUUCCUUUCACAUGGUGCAAAUAUCAAUGCAAAAGAUUAUUAUGGACAAACAGCUCUUCAUAUUGCAGCAAAAUAUAAAAGAAAAGGAGUAGCCAAAUUUCUUCUUUCAUAUGGUGCAAAUAUCAAUGAAAAAGAUAAAAUUGGACAAACCGCUCUCCAUAUUGCAGCAAAAUAUAAAAGUAAAGGAGUAGCCAAAAUUCUUCUUUCACAUGGCGCAAAUAUCAAUGAAAAAAAUAAAAAUGGACAAACUGCUCUAUGUGUUACAGCAAGAUAUAAUUUUAAAGAAACAGCUGAGCUUCUUCUUUCAUAUGGUGCAAACAUCAAUGAAAAAGAUAAAAAUGGAAUAACCGUUCUUCAUAUUGCAGCAAUAUAG
This is a messenger RNA of Trichomonas vaginalis G3, 1131 nucleotides long. RefSeq names its product spectrin binding. Lineage: Eukaryota; Parabasalia; Trichomonadida; Trichomonadidae. The coding region runs from base 1 to 1131 and encodes 376 amino acids. The transcript has a single exon. Gene Ontology annotation, molecular function: protein binding. The record is from RefSeq and is a predicted model, not a curated record.